GAGAAAACAAGAAAGAUAACUCUUAUAAGUGAUGUGUUUAAUGCAGAAUCCAAAGUUCAGAAACCAGGCCAUCAAAUAAAAAGUUCCACAGAAAGUACAUGUAUAUGUAGUUCAAUUUAGAUACAUCAGGGAAUAAAAGAAUGUACAGGAACUUUGUAUGGGUGGAAGACAAACAUUAUUGAAAACGAUGUCACAAUCAAGCAGAAAACAACCUAUCCACAUUGAUGGAUUUGUCAAACCAGGAUUUGAGAAAGUCUUCGAAGUAUUCAGGUAUAAUCUAGAGAAUGAUAUUGAGAGAGGAGGGACUUUUGCGGCAUACUACAGGGGGGAACUCGUGGUGAAUAUCUGGGGAGGAUACGCGGAUCGUAAGUCCAGGGUCAAGUGGAAGAAGGAUCUGAUGCCAUGUUUUUAUUCCACAACAAAAUCUCCCUCAGCAGCUGUAAUUGCUCACCUGGUGGACAGGGGAUUCCUGGAUUAUUCUGAGAGGGUUUGUAAAUAUUGGCCAGAGUUCGCAGCCAAUGGGAAAGAGGGCAUCACGUUAGAAACACUAGUCACAAAUAGGGCUGGGUUAUCUUGUACAGAGGAGAAGUUCACGAUGGCCAUGUCUAAAGAUGACCCUGACAGGCUCGGGAGGAUACUGGCCAAUCAGAAACCACUGUGGACUCCUGGCUCUAACCAUGGGUACCACCCUAUCACCUUUGCUCUGUACUUGGAUCAAAUUGUUAGAAGGGUGGACCCCCAAAAGAGGAGCCUGUCACAGUAUUUCCAUGAAGAAAUGGCAGUACCCUUUGGUCUUGACUUCCACAUUGGUCUUCCGUAUGAGAAGCAGUACAGGGCUCCUCGUAUAGUGAUGAUGAAAAGCUUUGAUCAGGAGGAGUACAUCAGAAACUUCAAAGGUGACCUCAGUAUUCUACAACUCACAGGAGGAAACCCCACAGACUUCAUCGGGGUUCGGAGGAUGAAUGACCCAGAUAUCCAAGUGCUCCCGGUGGGGUCUGUUUGUGGUCACGGUACAGCGGAGUCCAUGGCUAAGUUCCACGCUAUUCUGGGGGAGGGUGGGGUAUGGCAGGGGAAGCGACUCCUCUCCCAGGACUCGGUGGACAGAUUCCAGCAGAUUAAGAGUGGGGGGUAUGAUCUGGCCUUCAGUAUGGACGGGAUGUGGAGCUACGGAAUGAUGAUAUUCCCAGUCAUGGAACAAGGAAAGCCAACAAUGUUUAUGUUUGGCCAUGGUGGAUAUGGAGGUCAGAUGGGGCUGGCGGACACCACCUACAGAGUGGGGCUAGCGUACGCCACCAGUCACCUUGACCCCACAUCGCGUGCUGGGGCCGACGCAGACAAACGCUGGCCUUCUAUGUACAACACAUUAUACAAGUGUAUAUAUCAGAUCGAGAAUAUCCGAGUCCCAAGGAAAACUUUAUAUUUGUAUGAGGAUUACAAGAAAGCCCAGGGGUCCAGCAAAAUGUGAUUGUUUUGGUUUCUCUAUCUACAUGUAUUCCAUUAUGUUUUUAAAUCUGUUCUAAGAGAGGCUAAAGGAUAUAAAUAUGUACAGCCUUGGGAAGCAAUUUUCUCAGGGACAGCUGAAAAAAAUAUUGUAAAAGGUUUACCUUUUUUAUACAAUGUACCUUUAUAGAAGCAUAUUGACCAUAUUUUUAAACAGCGUAUGUUUAUUGAUGUGUAUAAUAACAUAACUUAUUCAUGAUUUUCACUUUGUUAAUUGACUUUAUGAUUAUACAGUUGUUAAAUUUUAUACCCAAUAACCAAAAUUAUUUGUUGACAAUAAAUUGAAAUAUUAAA
This is a messenger RNA of Saccostrea cuccullata (small rock oyster), 1794 nucleotides long. Its product is annotated as beta-lactamase domain-containing protein 2-like. NCBI's taxonomy places the organism in Eukaryota, Metazoa, Mollusca, Bivalvia, Ostreida, Ostreidae. The record is from RefSeq and is a predicted model, not a curated record. The transcript has 9 exons. Bases 158 to 1465 code for a protein of 435 amino acids.